AUGGAGGUGGAGAAGGCAGGUAUCAUCGCCGGCCCUCGCUCUUUACUAGUAGUCACCUACAAGCUACCGCAGCAGUCGUGGAGACGGAAACUAGCCGGCAACAAGGGGGGCGGGAUCAUUGGCGUCGAUUCAAAAGGCGUAGGGUGUGGGCGGCACCGAGUCGGUUCGGAGUGCGGUCGACGGGACUGGCUGUGUCUGGCUGCUUGCUCGAUCCAAAAGCGAUCCACAGAGCCACUCACAGCCAAGGGCACCCGCGAGUACUCCAUCCAGACCUGGCGGACCACAUUCCCGUCGUUUCUUGAAGGUCGGCUCUUUCGCAUGCAAGGACACAGGCCAGGACCAGGUCCGUGUAUUCAGCAGUCGCGGCACCGCAGCUUGCGUGCCGAGCUCAAGCUCGAGUUGGAGAUUCGAUGCACUGCCAGGGGCACUCUCUCAUUAACGCUCGCUCUGCACUAA
Molecule: messenger RNA, 456 nt
Organism: Neurospora crassa OR74A
Lineage: Eukaryota; Fungi; Ascomycota; Sordariomycetes; Sordariales; Sordariaceae
Exons: 3
Coding region: 1-456 (151 amino acids)
Source: RefSeq, a predicted model, not a curated record